AUGAUGGUUGAAAGAGAAGAUUUGGGUCUCAGUCUCAGCUUGAGUGCUUUCCCUCACCAGAAUCACCAUCCCAACAACAACAACAACAACAACAACAACAACAACAACAACAACAACAACCCCAUUCAGCUCAAUCUCAUGCCCUCUUUGGUCCCAACUUCAUCUUCUCCUCCUCAUUCUGGGUUCAAUCCCCAAAAGCCCUCUUGGACUGAUGCCUUUGCUUCUUCAGAUCGGAACACGGACACGUGUCGCGCCGCGGCCCGGUCUUUUCUCCGGGGCAUCGACGUGAACCGCCUCCCCUCAACAGGCGACUGUGACGACGUGUCGUCGCCGAACAGCACUGUAUCGAGCGUGAGCGGGAAACGAAGCGAGAGAGAGGCCAAUGGUGAAGAUCUCGAUCUCGACCUCGACAGAGACGGCUCGCGAGGCAUGAGCGAUGAAGAGGACGGCGAGACCUCGAGAAAGAAGCUCAGGCUCUCCAAGGACCAGUCGGCCAUCCUCGAAGAGAGCUUUAAGGAGCACAACACUCUCAACCCUAAGCAAAAGCUGGCUUUGGCCAAGCAGCUGGGGCUCAGGCCUAGACAGGUGGAGGUCUGGUUUCAGAACAGAAGGGCAAGGACUAAGUUGAAGCAGACGGAGGUGGACUGUGAGUUCCUAAAGAGGUGCUGCGAGAAUCUGACGGAGGAGAACCGGCGGCUGCAGAAAGAAGUUCAGGAGCUGAGAGCACUGAAACUCUCCCCACAGUUCUACAUGCAGAUGACCCCACCAACCACCCUCACCAUGUGCCCCUCGUGUGAGCGUGUCGCGGUCCCACCCAACUCCAUCUCACCCUCCGCCACCGUCGAUCCCCGGGCCCACCAUCACCCCCACCACCACCCGAUGGUGCCCGUCCACCACCCGCGGGCCAUCCCCGCCGCCGGCCCUUGGGCCGCCGCCGCCAUCCCGCAACAACAACCGCGGCCGUUCGAAGCCUUCCGUGCCACUCGGCUGUGAUCCGGAGCUCGGCUGAGGGUAUUUCAGUCAUAUUAGUAGGUCGGACGUGUCUCCGUACGGACUAUGAUGCAAAAAAGAAGCGGGUUGUAAUAGCGUACGGAUUCUUAUAUGUAGCCUCAGCUCCAAGUUUAGGUCUGGUUCUCUAAGAUAUGGUGGUUAGAAUAUGUGAUUUGGUGGGUCUUAUGUGUUUUCUAGUAAUUCAUCCAUCAUUCUCAUGAUCUGGCUUCUUCCUCUGUGCUUUGUAGAUUAGGGUUUGGUGGUGCUACUAAUAUUUCUUCCCCUGCCUUUUUUCAGAAACAAUUUGUAGGGGAAAAGGGAAGGGGAAGAAGAGGAGGACUUUUGAUGUAAAGUGUUAAUGUCUAAUUAUAAUUUGAUUUUAACAAAUGUUAAAAAGAAAGGAACUUGUGUUUAAAUUAA
This is a messenger RNA of Argentina anserina (silverweed cinquefoil), 1410 nucleotides long. RefSeq names its product homeobox-leucine zipper protein HAT4. The transcript is spliced from 4 exons. Gene Ontology annotation, molecular function: sequence-specific DNA binding; DNA-binding transcription factor activity, RNA polymerase II-specific. Gene Ontology annotation, biological process: regulation of DNA-templated transcription. The coding region runs from base 1 to 993 and encodes 330 amino acids. Gene Ontology annotation, cellular component: nucleus. NCBI's taxonomy places the organism in Eukaryota, Viridiplantae, Streptophyta, Magnoliopsida, Rosales, Rosaceae. The record is from RefSeq and is a predicted model, not a curated record.